GUAUAUAUUUACAGUAUUUGUUGAACUGUCUUCAGUGCAACUUGUUUCUGAGUUUAGUUAGUUAUUGUGUUCAGUGAAUUUAGUGUAGGUAAAUAAGGAAAAUUAUUUGGUGAAAUGACUUACGACGGUUCAGAUUAUGAGGAUCAUGAUGAUCCCAAAGGCCAGGGGCAGCCGCCACCAUACACCGAGAGCGCGACAGACGUGCCCCCCACUGAGAGAGCUGCCACCACCACCACCAUGCACUCUUCCACGUCAACAGCAGUGGGCUUCGGUGCAGGGGUGACCGUCGUGACUGCCCAACCGACCUACCCUGCGUACCCCACAGCAGUCGUGUACCAGGGGAACAUGAACUAUGUACCAGCCGGCGUCAACGUGGGACAGGGACCUUUCAUAGGCCCCAAGGAGUCGCCAAUGACCUGUCCCUCCUGUCAGCAGAGUAUUACCACUAAAGUUGAAUACAAGGCCACGAUGAGAACUCACGUUUGUGCUCUCGCGUUCUGUAUGGUUGGGCUUCUUCCGUGCAUGAUCAUCCCAUACUGCGUGAAGGGUUGUCGGAACGCCGACCACUACUGUCCCGAGUGCAACGCCUUCCUCGGCACCUACAUGCGAGUCUGAUAAUAUUACUGUGAUAAAUACAGAUGUAAGAAUGUUACUUAACCCAGUCCUAUAAUAUAGGAAUAUCUAGUCAACAUGACUGCACAAUGCAUUUAGAAUCGGCAUGUAUUUAGAACUAAGAACCAUUUUCAAGUGGAUUUCGGCAGAAAUGUCGGGUAAAGGUACUGUGCCUUUCUAGUAAUAGAUACCUACAUCGAAAGUUUAGAUGAAUAGGUACCUACUUACCUGUUAACUUUGAAAUCGAUAUUGUUUUGUAAAAAUCAAUACACAUUACAGAUUUUAAUUGUUUACAUAAUACUACCAGUAUUGAGUAACUAUAUAGAUUUUGAUUGAUUUGAUCUGAUUUUCUCAAAAAAUUCAGGUAGUUAAGCAAGAGAUAAGAGGUCUAGCUUAGAUUCAAUCUGAAGUGGCUUGCUUUAGUUCGAAAGGUGGCGCUAGGGAUGCGCUGUUUUCUAUGAUGACGUAGAAUACUGAGGAGUAGGUUGGGAACAAGGAAAUAUCCUAAAGCCUGUUCAGUAGGUUAAUAUUUUUAUGUAAUGAUUUUGUAAAUAAAUAAUUGAUAAUAAG
Helicoverpa armigera (cotton bollworm) is the source of this 1182-nucleotide messenger RNA. Its product is annotated as lipopolysaccharide-induced tumor necrosis factor-alpha factor homolog. Lineage: Eukaryota; Metazoa; Arthropoda; Insecta; Lepidoptera; Noctuidae. The transcript is spliced from 3 exons. The coding region runs from base 115 to 615 and encodes 166 amino acids. Gene Ontology annotation, molecular function: zinc ion binding. The record is from RefSeq and is a predicted model, not a curated record.